Molecule: messenger RNA, 909 nt
Organism: Desarmillaria tabescens
Lineage: Eukaryota; Fungi; Basidiomycota; Agaricomycetes; Agaricales; Physalacriaceae
Exons: 3
Coding region: 1-561 (186 amino acids)
Source: RefSeq, a predicted model, not a curated record
AUGGUUGCGAUCGAGGAAGAGCAAGAGGCGAGUGCUCAGGAAGUUCCCCAGCCCGAAGAAAAGGAUCGUGUUACUCAGACAGGAAAAGUUGACUGGAUGCACCCCUUUGCGAUGACGUGUUCCGAGACCAAACUUGAGCUUCUCACUAAACUUUUGUUGGCCGUUCUGGUCGUCGAGUACAAGAAACCGACCCAGACUUAUGCGAAAGCCCUUGUGCAGGCAAAGAUGUACCCGGAGGCUUCUGUUAGAUAUCUCGCAAGUCUAGGUGUCACCAGAAAGGUGUUUUCGCGCUCGUUACGGAUGGCGUUGAAGGGGCCAUUCUCAUGGCGUAGUGUUCUAGCGACUCAGAGGCAAGCCGUCUAUAUUGUUGAGCGCAACGUGCAGACAUUCAAUAUCUCCUCGCCCAUUGAAGUCUACCAUUUCGUGACGGUGCUUUUGCGUCUGCGAGAAUAUGGUGAUACGACACUGAAGGACGCCGUCGAGGAGGCGUUAAUGGCCGAUGGCUUUAAACAGACUAGCUGGAGCAAAACGGCGCAGUUCAAUAUGAUGGAACAAGAUUGACUGGGAUUUAUAGAUGCUUUACUUGUGCUCUGAGUGAUGUGUGCACACGCUUUCCAUUUGCUAUCGAGGAUUUAGAUGCUACGCUAUAUACCAUGUACUUGAGAUAGGAAUUCCACAACCACGCUAUCGACCUAUUGAAUAUACUGAGAAUUACCUCUGAGCAAGCUACCUCGCCGUUCAGAACAUUCAUCGUUCAACCUUCGCUGCAGUACCUAUGUCCACAAACCAAGGUGCUCGGAUCGGACAUCCCUGCAUGUCUUCAGCCAUGCGCAUCGUUUCUUUCCCGUCCGGCUGUCCCAUCAGGUCAGAGUGCUAGAGAAAGUCUACCAUUACAUCGACGCACCUUUC